Pogona vitticeps (central bearded dragon) is the source of this 1053-nucleotide messenger RNA. The record is from RefSeq and is a predicted model, not a curated record. NCBI's taxonomy places the organism in Eukaryota, Metazoa, Chordata, Lepidosauria, Squamata, Agamidae.
CCAGGCCUACUGAGCUGAGGACAUGCACAGCUGGAUCAAGGAGAUCACGAGGGCGGUGCAGGCGCUAAAAAGCUGCCCGAGGGAAAUUUCCUUGGUGAGAUCCGCCUCCGUGAACAAACACGGCGGCCCCUCCUCGGCCACCUCUGCCGUCACACGGCUGAAGCAACAGGUGGAGGGGGCGAAGGCCGCCGGCAAAGGACCCGCCACCUCCUGCUGGCUGCCGUGGGUCCCUGUACCCCCGUCGGAAGCCAAGCAGCCUGCGCCGGAAGAGAAGGGUGCUCGAGUGAAGGACUUGGAGUUUGCACCUGCACUGUCGGAGCAAGACGCCGGAGGAGGGCAGGUCCGGCGUUUACGGCACCGCUCCGAGCCCCAAAGCUUCAGGGAGCACCCUUUCCCCUUUGACCUGGAUGAUGAGAGCAUCCGGACCUCGGACGUGUGACCAUGUGCGGCGCGCUGAUGCUUGCCUUUGAAAGCCUGAGACCCUGAUCUGGAGAGAUCCGGUGGGCGAGCCUCUCUCUGCCAGCUUGGACCUUCUCAGGAGGUUGGGACGGCCACGGCCACGAGGGGGGACUUGAGCAGGACGUCGGAUCGGACCACGGACUCUGGGGCCCCCGGGGCCCCUGUGGGCUUCCAUCCAGCCUUCUUACCAGCCGGUUGCCUUGGCAAAAUUGUAUGACAGUUGCAACCCACCUCGGUGCCUUGAUUAAAAUGGGGACGUUCAGGGGAACGGCUUCCUUUACAUCAAACAGAGGCCUUCCUAUGGGAGAAAAAAAAUAAAACUAGCCUGCUGUCAAUGCAGGCUGUUGUAUUUGAGUGGCUUCACUUUGGAUAGAGUGAAGCAGAGGCCCCAUUGCCAGAUUUGGUUGAAACCCAGUAAGGCUGGUGCUUCUCUUUCUCUCUCUUUGUGUCUGUGUGUGUGAGAGAGAGAGAGGGAGAGAGAGAGUUUGUGCACAUGUGCAGAGCUUAAGAGAAAUAAAUUUUGCAGAUGGCGGCUUUCAGAAUCUGCCACGCUGGUGGUGGUGGGUUUGGAGAGUGGGCUGCCCCAAAGUAAAA